AUGAGUGUGGUGGCGGCGGCGGGGGGCGCAGGCCGGCCAUGGCACGAUGGCGCUGAGGCUCCCGCCGGCGGCCCAACAACGAAGCUCCUGAAGCCACCCUGCGUCAACCACAAUGGCAAGCCAAUGCUUUCAGUUGAUAUUCACCCCGAUGGGACCAAGUUUGCAACCGGAGGACGAGGGCAGGAUUCUGGGAAGGUUGUGAUCUGGAAUAUGUCUCCAGUCCUCCAGGAGGAUGACGAGAAGGAUGAAAAUAUUCCCAAGAUGCUUUGCCAGAAGGACAAUCACUGGUACAUUGGACCCAGCACUGUGUUUGGAUCCAGGGGUAAGCUUGCUAAUGUGGAGCAGUGGCGCUGUGUCUCUGUCCUUCUAAGUCACUCAGGUGAUGUAAUGGGUGUAGCGUGGUCUCCCCAUGACGCCUGGCUAGCCUCAUGCAGGGUGGAUAACGCUAUCAUCUGGAAUACCGUGAAGUUCUCAGAAAUUCUUGCAACACUGAGAGGCCACUCUUUUUUGGGAAACGGGUUAACUUGGGACCCUGUUGGUAAAUAUAUUGCCUCUCAAGCUGAUGACCUUAGCCUGAAGGUAUGGAGGACACUGGGCUGGCAGUUAGAGACCAGCCUCACUAAGCCUUUUGAUGAGUGUGGAGGGACAACCCAUGAGCUGCGGCUCAGCUGGUCACCUGACGGGCGUUACUUGGUAUCUGCCCAUGCCAUGAACAGCUCUGGCCCCACUGCUCAGAUCACUGAACGGGAGGGCUGGAAAGCCAACAUGGACUUUGUGGGGCACCGGAAAGCUGUGACUGUUGUGAAAUUCAACCCAAAAAUCUUCAAAAAGAAGCAAAAGAAUGGGAGUUCUGCAAAGCCCAGCUGCCCAUACUGCUGCUGUGCUGUGGGCAGCAAGGACCGCUCACUGUCUCGCUGGCUCACAUGUCUGAAAUGGCCUCUGGUUGUCAUCCAUGAGCUGUCUGACAAAUCCAUCAUGGGUAUAUCUUGGACUCUGAAUGGGCUGGAGUCUAUGGAUGGUUCUGUGGCGUUCCUCGACUUCUUCCAGGAUGAGCGAGAUCCCUUAAGUGAGGAAGAGAAGAGCCGCAUUCACCAGACCACGUAUGGUAAGAGCCUGGCCAUUAUGACCGAGGCUCAGCUCUCCACUGCUGUUAUCGAGAACACAGAGAUGCUCAAGUAUCAACGGAGGCAACAACAGCAGCAGCUGGACCAAAAGGGUGCCACAGCCAGAGAGACAGCCUCAGCUUCCUCAGUAACAGGAGUUGUUAAUGGAGAAAGUCUGGAAGACAUCAGGAAGAAUCUUUUGAAGAAACAAGUUGAGACUCAGACAGAAGAUGGUCGGAGAGGAAUCACACCUCUCUGCGUAGCACAGCCAGACACUGGAUACUCAUUCAUUCACCAAGCUUUCUACGACCCUGUCUGGGGAGGCCUUCUUCUCCCCCUUCAGCAGUUAGCACGGCGCUUCCGCCACCGGUGCCCUCAGUGCGGCAGGCUGGCCGUGCGGGUGAAGUCUUACCAUUACCCUCAGUACCUGCAUAAACACGGAGCACUGCCCCACGAGCCGGACCUCCCCGUGGCUCCACUUCCUUGGCGCUGCUCAGGGCCCGGCAACCACCCCGUGACUCUGGAAUCCCAGCUGAGCCCCCUGCACUGCCCGCUGCGUGUCCGCGCCCUGCUGCCCGCGUGCCUCGGCUUAGCGCCGCGUGACCUCCUGCCCUUGCGAUGCACGCCGUGCGCGCUCGCCACGACCCCCGCGCCCUCGCUGCUUUCUGCCCUCCGCCUGCACCUACUCAGCGCCUUCCCCGCGCACUCCUCUUGCCGGUCUCUGACUGCCGAAAGCCGCCCCUGCCCCUGCCUCCCGGCGCAGCCCGUACCUGGUUUCUGGACCACGAUCUGCUUCCUGGGGACCCUUUCUGCACGCCCGCGUUCCUGGCUCUGCCUGCCCCAGUGCAGCCUUCUCUCGGCCUACCGCAAGCUGCUGGGGGUUGGGGUGCGGCGCGAGCACAGCCUUCUCGGGAAGAUCUGCUUGGGGCUGCGCCCUCCGUCCUCCGCCCACGCCACGUCCUCCACAGGUCUCUGCAGAGCUGCGCGGGCGUCCCCCCAGUGGUCGAUGCUCACACUGACCCGCAAACUGCCUUUUGCAUUCUUUUCUGUGCCGCAGCUAACACUUCUACACUUCUCACUGUAUCCAGAGAGAAGUGGGCGGAGGGCAAGCAUUGUGAAGUGCGUGGGGCAGGAAAUCUCUGCGGCAGCCCUCACCUCUGAAGCCCUCGUAGCAGAGCGGCCUGGACCACGGGAAAGCGAACGUGCGCUGUUUGGAGCCGCAAGACCGCUCGCUCUCACGAUCAGGCAGGAGACAGGACUCGGCCGAGAUGAGGUCCCCCGCCACCAGCUAGGGCAAAUUUCAAGGAUGAGUGGGGUACGCCUGUGA
Molecule: messenger RNA, 2430 nt
Organism: Octodon degus (degu)
Lineage: Eukaryota; Metazoa; Chordata; Mammalia; Rodentia; Octodontidae
Product: protein HIRA-like
Biological process (GO): DNA-templated transcription; chromatin organization
Cellular component (GO): HIR complex; nucleus
Molecular function (GO): protein binding; nucleosome binding
Source: RefSeq, a predicted model, not a curated record